AUGUCCAAGGCAUCUCCAAUCUUUCCCCGUAUCUCCCUCCCCCUCACCACUACCACGCUUUCUGCUCUCCCCGCCUUACAAAGCCAAGCCGAUUUCCUCGACGAUGCUGGAGUAGCUCAGGCAAAUAGCAUUUCGUCUAUGACUGAUAGCCCUACCGUUGCGGCGUUCGCCAUUGCCGCAGGCCAAAGAUCUAUGCUAGGUGGUGACAAUGAUGCCGACGCUGAUGCGGACCUUGAUGACGACUUGUAUGGCGAGUCCGAGCAAGAGGCGUCGACAGGACCAGUACCACCCGCACCAACCACCACCUUUGAGGUAGAGCCCGAGAUGGACGACGAAUAUGCCAAAACUUUUGAUUCCCCCUUAAUGGGGAGAAUGAUGAAGAAGCAGGGAGUCGUGAUUCGGACAUGA
This is a messenger RNA of Parascedosporium putredinis, 408 nucleotides long. The record is from the annotation of a GenBank genome assembly. Lineage: Eukaryota; Fungi; Ascomycota; Sordariomycetes; Microascales; Microascaceae.